This is a messenger RNA of Haliotis rufescens (red abalone), 2356 nucleotides long. RefSeq names its product GPN-loop GTPase 2-like. Bases 256 to 1164 code for a protein of 302 amino acids. The transcript is spliced from 4 exons. Gene Ontology annotation, molecular function: GTPase activity. The record is from RefSeq and is a predicted model, not a curated record. Gene Ontology annotation, cellular component: cytoplasm. Lineage: Eukaryota; Metazoa; Mollusca; Gastropoda; Lepetellida; Haliotidae.
UCCAGAGAACAUGGCGGCGCCCACAGAGAACAACAUUCGUUUUUCGUUUAUUGCAUAAAUCUUCACAAAUUACAGAUGAUGACAAUCUAAGAGCAACAAACCGUCUUUAUUUGUGCAGCUGACAUCUCUUUGGAUAUCAUUUUGAAACCUAGAAAGUUUGGGGAUUGUGCCAGUGUCAGCUGUAGUCGAAGGUAGGCUGCGAAUUGAAGGAUAAAUGGAAGAUUAAGCUAAUCAUCUGAUCAUCACUCUGUCACCAUGCCUUGGGGACAAGUUGUCAUUGGGCCUCCAGGGUCGGGCAAAACAACAUACUGUACUGGCAUGUCCGAAUUUCUAACUGGUCUAGGCAGAGAGGUUGCCGUGGUGAAUCUAGAUCCAGCCAAUGACACACUGCCUUACAAAUGUGCUGUGGACAUCUCUGAUCUGAUUACACUGAGUGAUGUCAUGGACAACUUGAAACUCGGACCUAAUGGAGGACUGAUUUACUGCAUGGAAUAUCUGGAAAAGAAUUUAGACUGGUUGAAAGAACAACUUGAGAAGGUCAAGGUCAAUUACAUAUUGUUUGACUUCCCUGGUCAGGUUGAACUGUACACGCAUCACAACUCUGUCCGCAAUGUGUUGGCAGAGCUACAGAAGUGUGGCUACAACCUGGUGGCUGUGCAUCUGGUUGACUCCCACUACUGCAACGAUGCAGGCAAGUUUGUGUCGGUGUUGCUCACAUCGCUGUCAACCAUGCUGCAGAUGGAGUUGCCUCAUGUCAAUGUGUUGUCAAAGGCAGACUUGAUAGAGAGGUAUGGGAAGUUGGCAUUCAACCUUGAUUUCUACACUGAGGUGCUUGAUCUCAACUUUCUGUUGGAACAUCUGCAGGAUGAUCCAGUCUUCCAGAAGUACAAGAAGUUGAACGAGGCCCUGAUUGGUGUGAUCCAGGACUACAGUCUGGUCUCCUUCGUGAUGCUCAACAUACAGGACAAGGAGAGUGUGCUGCGUGUGAUGAAGUCGGUGGACAAGGCUAAUGGCUACGUGUUCGGGGACACGGAGGAGAGGAACAUCCAGUCUCUGCUCUCCUGUGCUGUGGGGGCGGAGUUUGAAUACGACAAGAUCAAAGAUGUCAGGGAGAAGUACAUGGACGUUGACGCCAAGACAGAAGAUCAAGAUGACUCUUCAUGACAAUGGGAUCGAUUUGUUAUUUCGGGGUUCAAGUGCUGUCAAGUCUGUUUGUUAUACCCAUGAAGUGGAUUGUGUAUGUCAUUGUAGAAUGGGUCUUUAGCAACCCAUGCUUGCCGUAAAUGGCGACUAUGCUUGUCGUAGUGACGAUUAACGGGAUCAGGUAGUCAGGCUUGCUGACUUGGUUGAUGCAUGUCAUUGUAUCCCAAUUGCGUGGAUUGAUGCUUAUGAUGUCAAUCACUGGAAUGUCUGGUCCAGACUCGAUGAUUUACAGAUCGCCGUCAUAUAGCUGGAAUAUUGCUGAAUGCAGCGUUAAACAACAAACAAACUAAACCAAAACCAUGUGGUACAGAGGUGGACACAGUUCUUGAAAUUGAGAAUUCUUAACUUCGGUAUGUGUGUGAGUCAAAUCAGACAGUCAGACAAGGAUCGUGAGAAAACUGAUAACUUAUUAUCUCAGUAAUACAAAAUAGUCUUUGGGGGGUUCAUGUUGAAGUCAAUAUGUCAUACUGUUGUUUACUUGUAUGAGAUGCAUUCCAGGCUGCUAUAUACGGUAUAUAUAAACACAUUGACGUACUUAGAUUAAUCAAAUAUUCCUCGAUGCACAGCAUUAUCCAGCAUGCACUCGUUAUCAGGCAAGCCAGAACUACAACAUGAACUUGUUUCGCUGUUGGGUUGAGAAAUAUGGACUCGUCCACCGUUUAGGGUACUGGGUACCUUUCUGUAUUCUGAUUUUGUCUAGGAUACAUAUCUGUAGUACAUAUCUGUAGUACGAGUACAGCUUGUAUGUGUAUUACGGCUCGUACCUGUGCCGACAACGGCCCCUUCAGUCUGGUUAACAUGGUGACUUGUGAAUGGGAAAGUGUGUUAAUAAAAAUGAUCGUGACCCCUGUAGAACCGAACAACUUAUCCUGGCAUACUCUGGAUGAGGGUCCUGAUGGUAACCCUGAGGGUCUGAGUCUUAAGCCAUUCUUAAGACACAGGUCUAUUCCACAAAGUGAUAGAAGCGCUAAGGUGAUCACAACUCCCAUACGUUAUCACAGACUUACAACUCUCGUAGCACUACGAUUGAUUUGUGGAACAGGCCCCUGACUGGAUGGUCCUGUUUGUGAGGCUCUACAGCGUGCAUUCUUGUUUGAGAUCUUAUAUUUUUAUACAAACUCAUCGUAUAUGUAAAAAAUAUUUCAAGAUGCUA